Messenger RNA from Guillardia theta CCMP2712, 396 nucleotides. RefSeq lists its product as hypothetical. Bases 1 to 396 code for a protein of 131 amino acids. The record is from RefSeq and is a predicted model, not a curated record. Gene Ontology annotation, cellular component: cytosol. The transcript is spliced from 5 exons. NCBI's taxonomy places the organism in Eukaryota, Cryptophyceae, Pyrenomonadales, Geminigeraceae.
AUGUGGCAUGGAAAGGGUUCGUGGAUUGCCUUGAUUCGUCGAUUUAUUAAGAGGCCUUCAGGCAAGCUGCUGCAUGCGAAUGGAGACAUCUAUGAGGGAGAUUUCUUGCAUGAUGCGAAGAAUGGUGAGGGCGUCAUGGUAGAAGCGAACGGUCGCAGGUACAAGGGAGAAUGGAAAGACAACGAGCCAUGUGGAAAGGGAAGCUACAUCUUUGUGAAUGGCGAUGAGUAUGAAGGGGAAGUCAGCAAUGGCAAGUUUCAGGGGAGCGGCAGGUACACUUGGAAAGACGGGCGAGUCUAUCAGGGAGAGUGGUACCAGUCAAAGAUGCACGGCAAAGGAUGCUUCAUGUAUGUGAAUGGCGAUUCCUAUGACGGCGACUGGUAUGAAGGUAACUGA